This is a messenger RNA of Oryzias latipes (Japanese medaka), 1098 nucleotides long. RefSeq names its product glutathione peroxidase 2 (gene gpx2). Gene Ontology annotation, biological process: response to oxidative stress. Gene Ontology annotation, molecular function: glutathione peroxidase activity. NCBI's taxonomy places the organism in Eukaryota, Metazoa, Chordata, Actinopteri, Beloniformes, Adrianichthyidae. The record is from RefSeq and is a predicted model, not a curated record.
GGCUGAUUGUACUCUCAGUUGCAUUGGUUUCAUUGUAAAGAGUAUAGUCUGUCGCGUGGCGAUCAGUUUACUGCGGAGUCAUUUGAUACCUGUGAAAAGGACCUUUCUGCUCUGCUCUGGGGGGGUACGUUGCGGCCAGGUACAGACACAUGCCGAAUGUCCCAUCUACUUCCAGUGUUGCAAGCUUCGGAGCCGAGAUGACGUACAUCGCCAAGACUUUCUAUGACCUGAAGGCCACCUCGCUGGAGGGGGACACAGUGGACUUUAAUGUGUUUAGGGGUAGGGUGGUUCUAAUUGAGAAUGUGGCCUCACUCUGAGGAACCACCACCCGGGACUUCAAUGAGCUCAGUCAGCUGCAGAGCAAGUACCCCCAUCGGCUGGUGGUCCUGGGUUUUCCUUGCAACCAGUUUGGAUAUCAGGAGAACUGCACCAAUGCUGAGAUCCUGAACUCACUGCAACAUGUAAGGCCAGGCAACGGCUUUAAACCCAACUUCACUAUAUUUGAGAAGUGUGACGUCAACGGAGUAAACACGCAUCCGGUCUUUGCCUAUCUGAAAGAUAAACUCCCUUACCCCGAUGACAACCCCAGCUCUCUCAUGCAGGAUCCCAAAUUUCUGGUUUGGAGUCCAGUCAACCGGACAGAUGUCGCUUGGAACUUUGAGAAGUUCCUCAUCGCCCCUGAGGGGGAGCCUUUCAAAAGAUACAGCAGAAAUUUCCCCACCAUUGACAUAGAGCCUGACAUUCAAAGAUUGUUAAGAUUAACUAAGGCGUAGGAACCCCAAUCUUCUAUUUACGUCUAUUUAGGCAUUUCUUUGUGUUUAAGCCUUAAUAAAUGAUGAUGGUAUUCUAAAAAGCUCAGGGAAUAUCAUUUGAAGUCUUAUAAGUGCUUAACAUGAUGAAUAUUUAAAAUACCUGUACGCUUAAAGUAUAAACACAUACCUCUUUUAUGAGAAUUAUUUAUUUAUGCAUGCCUCUUCUGCUUGAAGUUUAAUGCAAGUAAUGCCAGCAGAUGGUGCUGCUUAAUUGUAUUCAGUCAUACAAGUAUGGCCGCAGACAUGUUUUCAUAAAUAGAGAUGAAAUAAAAGCUCUAAGAUAUUG